Molecule: messenger RNA, 15812 nt
Organism: Lymnaea stagnalis (great pond snail)
Lineage: Eukaryota; Metazoa; Mollusca; Gastropoda; Lymnaeidae
Source: the annotation of a GenBank genome assembly
AAUUAGAGUUUGCCAUUACAUUUAGGAAGUAAGAUUCUUCUUCCGUUAUAUUAUUUAGUCUCUUAUUCCUUUUAAUAUUUUAAUUAAAAAAACUGAACAUUUUAAGGACUAAGGAUAAAAAUGGCAACAGAAAUAGAGCGGGUGAGUUAAUUCUUCUUUUUUAUAUGACUUAAAUUUACCGACUUAAAUACAUAGGACUUAUCAUAAUUAAAAUUACGUAAACUUACAAUCGAUUUUGAAAUUUUUUUAUGGGGUGGGGGGGGGGUGUGGAGUAAAAUUAAAUUUAAAAAGAAUAGAGAAAAAGCCCUGCCGGUGAAAUCUAACUAAAAUAACUGAAAAUAUACUUAUUGUGCCUACUAUUCAUAAUAUAGGUUGCCUAAACUUAUUGCAGGUCUCCUAGACUAGUAGUUAGUAGACCCAAUACUGCGGCAAUUUAUUGCCAUUUUCAAAGAUUUCAUUUAGUAAUUUAGUAACCGUAAUUUGCCGUAAAUCCAACCCACAGAGGGCAGAAAGAAAACGCGGUGACUCUGCCGCAGCGGCACGUAAAACUAAAGAAUGUUGUUGCAUGGUGGGGGUGGGGGGGAUAGGGUGUGUAGUUGAAGGCUUGUUUGAUGUUGAACAUCCCUCAGCAGGAGUGAGAGCAACCAGGUGUGAGUCACUGUGAACUGUGCUGUAAACUGGGACGCUCGACAAAGGCUGCCAUCUUAAUUUGUAUUCUGUAAAUUACUAACCUAAACUUUAAUCCUGUUGACAGCAGUGCUGUGUAAUUUGACAUUUUUAAAAGUAAUUUUUAAAAUAACAAAUUGAAUAAAUUAAGGCUUAAAUUAAUUAUUUACAUAUUAUUACUUAUUAUUUAAAUCACAAAUAUUUUAGUAUUUUUAUUUUGUAAAUGAUUGUUUGUAAGUAUUCAAUUAGACAAAUAGCUAUAAUGAAAUAGAUUUAGUUAGCCUACAACUACAAGUUAACUGACUUAGUCUUAAAUAAGUUAAGACUUAACUCUUACUCUUAUUAAUAUUAAACUAGCAGUAUAGGAUUAGCUGAAUCAUUUUCAUGCCUUGCCUUAGUAAUUAGGCCUAAAAAGGCAGGGUGUAAGGCUAGAACUAUUAUGAACUAGGCUUAAAAGUGCCUUAAACUUUAAGGCUAAGCUACGCCUGAUGAGGAAUGUAAAUUAGAAAUUAAGUCAAAUUAGUCUAUGCCUACGACUAUAUAUGACUAUACUAUAGUCUAUAGACUACUACUAUGACUGUUGUCUAUUAAUAUAGUGUUCACAUGCAUAGACUAAAUUUAGAUUAAAGUCUAUACUUUAGAGUCUAGGCUAUAUUAUUAUUGCACCAGAAAUGUAUAGUUAUAGUAGUAAAAAAAUGCAGAACUGUAGACUGUAGGUUAAGUAAGUAGGCCAUAUUAUUGUGUUAGGCCAAAUAUUUUACAGUGAAUUGACACUACCAGUAGUAAUCAUAUGACUAUGCAUUAGUUAAAGUUAUGCAUAGGCUAAUACUACUAUGGAUAAUAGACAUAUAUAAUAUUAUUAUGAGACUAGGUAGGUGACUAGACCAAGCUAAACAAAUAAUUUAAAUAACUCAAAAGAAAAUAUAGCUUAAUUUUACUUCUAUUCAUAUUAAUUAGCCUAAGAAAGGCUUUGACUUAUUAAUGAGUAUUAUAUUUAUGUACAAAAGUCCUACAAGUACUAACUCUGUCAAGAGGCUUACGAUAAUAUAAUGUGAUAUUAUAUCUAGGUUACCAUAUUUUUAAUUUAAAAAUAAGUCAAUGUCAUAUAAAUAGACCAUAUUAAAAAUUAUUUUUGUACCCUCAAAUGAUAAUGAAGCAUUGCAUGACUUUAUCAAUAAUUAAAGCAUUCUUGUUUAUUUAUUUUAAGGCACCAGCUUUGUCACUAAGCGAGAUGGUCCGAGCUUUAAAUUUGACUGGUCAUGUAGGCUUUGAUAGUCUCCCUGACCAGCUUGUGAACAAGUCAGUCUCUCAAGGAUUUUGUUUUAACAUCUUGUGUGUUGGUAAGCUAAUCACAUUGCAAUUAUAUUAGAGAAGAAAUUUCCAUCCAUUUCUUAACCCUCCUGAUUUGGAGCCUUUUUUAAAAACUUAUAUUAGGGAAGAAAUUUCAUCUGUUUCUUAACUCUCUUAAGACUGAGCCUUUUUUUUUCACUUUAGGUGCAAGAAGAUGGAGCCCUUUUCACAAGCCCUGCAUUUACUUUGCAAAUAAAAUUAUAAAAAAAUAAAGCAACUGCUUAACAAAAAUAAAAUUUUGUACCGGGGUAUAUUAUUGUAGGAAAUAGAAUGAACUAAUAUGAUCUUUACGAAUCAAACUGAAAUCACAUUUAUGCAAAUGAGAUAUCGUGAUUUGCAUAAUUUAUUCAUGCACUUUUUUUUUUACACUUAGAAUAAACAUGUUUUACUUACAGAAUUUUGUUGAAGCCUAAAUAUGUCCUAAAAACAUUUGAAUGAGUUUUAAUAUGGAAAACUACAUAUAAUUCUAUGGCGGGGGAGGGGGGGGGGGCUUUAGCCUUUGGCAUACUCCAAGGUCAUAUAUUUUUUCAGUUAUAGAAGUCACUUGGUACAGAACACCAUAUACUAUCAACGGAAGCCGCCAUUAAUGAGGCCAGAUGAGCAAGAAAUGAUAUUAGCAAUCUGAUUAGCAUGUAUGAAGACCAGCCAGCUAAUCUUGAGGCUCACAUUAUUGGGCUGAUGGAUUGGGCAUUUGUCUUUUUCCCCAUUUGACUCUAGGGCCAGUAGAUCUGCCUAGUCAUCUCAAGAUGGUUAAGAAUAAGCUAAAAAUCCUAAAUUUGAACACACACACCACAUGCCACCCCCCAAUUAAUAAAGUAAAAAAGUCUGAAUUAAUUAUUUUCAGAAUAAUUAGGGACAUGGGUUUUUAUUGUCUACAUACUACAGAACUAAUAUAAUUGUUAAUAAAUAAUCUUCAAAAUAUUUUUUUAAAAACAUACAUAUUUUUAUAUAUUUUAAUUAUUUCCCAUUAUAAUUUUGAAGGAAAAUAUAAUGUAUUAUAAAAUGUAGGAAGUAAAAUUACAUUUUUGUAUUUGAAGUAUUAUUUUUGUAUUUUGUUUUAGCCAUCUGGAUUUAUAUUACAUUUAUUUAAAACUUAAAUCUGAUUAGGUGAGACUGGUAUUGGCAAAUCUACCAUGAUGGACACACUGUUCAAUACCAAUUUUGACUCAACCCCAAGCACACAUGACCUUCCUGGUGUAAAGCUGAAAGCCCAUACUUAUGGUAAGUUAUUAACAAAUUGAUUGUAUGAAGAACUGUAGAGAAAUAUCUUAUGUCUCAAGGAACUUGAAAGUGAUUAAUUCAGCUAAUUUUGCUAUUUGCCUUUAGAAGAGUGUUAGUAAAUAUUUUAUAAACAUUUUUUAAGUAACACAUAUUACUCGUGAAAAUGUUUCAUUUUUGUAUUUUUUUUUUUAUUUACUUGUAAAAUGUCUAUGGGCAAUGAUUUCAUUCAGUUUCAAUAAAUGUGGAAUUAAAAAAGACAUUUUGAUAAAUUAAUCAGCAAAAUUUCAAAAAUGCACCAACCAUAUCAAAGAUAUGGUCAGAAUAGAAAAAAAAUUCUCUUAAGGUUUCUCCGCCCCGCAAUUAGUUGGUCUACUUUAAUGAAAAAUUUUUUUAGUAUCGGAGAAUCUUUGUAGUAUUUAUGAUUUGGGCAGAAGGAAUACUCAGGUUUCAUUGUGACACAUUAAAGUAGAGUCUACUGUAAUUUACUUUUGGGGUGACUUAUUCUGAGCCCAUAAUUUCAUAAAUAUUACUUGAUAGUAAAUAAAUUCUUUUCACGUUAAGUUUCUCUUCUCAUCUAUGUUUUAAAAUUAUUAUUGUUAUUUGCAUUCCUAGGAGGUAUGUUAUUUGAUAAAUGCAAAAAAUAUGCUGAAAAUUCUCUCUUGUGCCAAGGGUAAUAAAUGUAAUCUCAUUAUGUAUCUAUAAUAAAAUACAGAUAAAUUAUUUUAACACUAAGUAUAAAGAUGAAACAUCUUUGAAUAUACAUUUUCACAGAUAUAUUUAAAUUUUGCAAUAAAGAAAAUAACUGAAAAGCCAUGAAAUAUCAUAUUUAAGUGGGUGGACAUUUUCAGAUCUCAAUGAGAGUAAUGUUCGCUUGAAAUUAACAAUUGUUGAUUCCAUUGCUUUUGGUGAUCAAAUCAAUAAGGACUCUAGGUAAGGCCAUCUCUGCCAUCAGCUUUUGGGAUAGUGGAGAGAUUGCAGAGAUUCUUUUUUUUUUUUUUUCUUUAAAUAAAAAAUUAAUUUUUAACCAAAUGAAACUUAUAAUUGUUCAUUUACAUUUAUUAUCUAUAAUACUAUCAGGAUUUUCAUCAUGCUCUUUAACAUCAUUUGGGUUAUGGAAACUCUUUUGAGUUGUCUUUUUCUUCUAAUUAUGGAAAUAUUAAAUUCUAUACAAAUCUAAUCAAAUCAUACUAAAUUGUUUUUACAGUCAUAAAUGUUUAAAAUAUCUCCAGGCUUAAGCACUGGCACAUUUUAUAAGUGUAAAAAAUUUCUGCAGUCUAGCCCAUGUUUUAUACCCAGGAAAUUUGGCUUAUUAUUGUUAGAAUGCAUAACACAUAUUUUUUAUUUUAUUGACAUUCAACUGGCAAAUUUUAUGUGUGUGUGAGUAUGUAAAAAAAAAAUAUAUAUAUAUAUAUGUAUUGGAGUAUAUAGUGGGUUUUUGACAAUAUUCCGUAAGUCCAAACUUAUUAUAUAAUAAAAUUUGCCAGUUAUUUAAACAUGUAUAUAAUGCUUUCUGUUUUGAAUGAAUAUGUAAAAACUCUCCCACAAUUUCUACCAUCUCACCCAACGAUGCACUGCUCACCUCUUUGCCUCAUCUAUCUCCUCCUCUUGGCCCUUCUGCCAUGUUUCAGAGCUGCGGGAAAAGAAUGUGCUUUUAAAGCUGACCUUGGUGGAUUCUGUUGGGUUUGGGGAUCAGAUUAACAAAGAUGAUAGGUGAGGUCAAAAGAGUAGAACUCAUUAGUUGUUGUCAUCCAUUGUGCUUGCAUUGCAUAAAUUAAAUAAAGUGAAGAAAUUAUUUGUUAAAAGAAAUUCCAGUCAUGUCAAAUCUCCAUUAUUAGUAUAGUCAUUUGCACUUUUAGUCCCCUAAAACCUGAAAACACAAAGUUGUAUUAGUUGCAAGGAAAUUUUUGUUAAAUAAUUUUUUCUUAAAAAUAAAAUUCUUUUCAUUUGUGCCUGACAUUCUAACAAGUUUACUAUUUGAAUAUUGAAGUUAUCAACAAGCCUUUUUUUCCUUCAAUUAAUACAUAAUUAAUACCCAUGUAACAUUUGAUCUACAGAUAUGUAUGCACAAUAAAUAAAGACUAUUAAUUGUCUGCUUGCUGAAUAAUGCUGCCUUACGUUGUAAAACUAGGAAUGCCAAAACAUAAAAAAAUAUAUUAGAUUUAAGAAAAUGCAACAAAUUUUAACACAUGCUUUUUACAAAAUAACUUUGCUAACAUCAAUAUUAAUAGCAUGCUUAUAGCUUUGUUUUUUUUCUCUUGAAAAAAUAAAAAUAUAGACAAUUUUGACAAGUGUAAUUUUUUUGCAUAUAUUUUUAAUGGGUUUAAUAGCAUCCAAUUGGCAACCUGUUUGGCACUCACAACUACUAUCGUUCUCUAAUUACUAAUAAAAAUAAAUACAAUAAAAUGUAUAUGUUGAAACAAAAUUCAAAAUGGCUGGAAAAAAAAUCAACAAUUUAAAAAAAUGUGUGUGUAAAAUAUUGCUAGUUCUUUAAACUCUCUUCGAGCCAUUUCAUCAAAUGGCCCCUUACAGAACUAAUAUGAAUCAAUGGUUUAUGCAAUAAACCCAUGUUCUUAUUUCUUAUGUUAUAUAUUGAAGAAGUUCUAGCCUUAACCUUCACAAUGCUCAGGACAAAGUUGGCUUGAACAAUCAUAUUGCCACCUUCAUGAAAUGGCGAUUUAUAAAUAAUAAAACAAAUGCAUUAAUAUUUCAUUUCUUGAUCUUAUUACUGUUUAUAUGAAGCUGUAUUUUAUAAUUGUAUUUGAAUCUAAAUGAGCUUUGUAAAAUUGUGUUGUUGUUUUUUUUAAAUAAUAAAUAUGUCUUCCUAAGUUAUGAUACCUUCUAAUAUUGUGAUGCAAAUGGGUUUUGGGGUGUAAGUAAAAAAUUAUAAGACUUGGGUGGGAGACAGGUGUAAGUAAAACAUUAUUAGAUCGGGGGGGAAUUAAGUAAAAAAAAAAAUUAUUAGACUUGGUUGGGAGACAAGAAGGCAGGUUUUAAGAGCUAGGAUUUAGUAGAAUUGAAGGUAGAGUAGUGUAAGUUGUGUAAAGGAUUGUCUGGUAAUUUUGACUGCUAUAUGUGUUAUAAAAGGCUUCGGAUAAACCAAAAUGAAUGAAAUGUUUAGGUAAUGUUGAUCAAUUGAUGUAUGCCUUCAGAUAAUUAUAAUAAUCUCCAUUACAAAAGAAAAACAAAUCUUUUAAAAUUUAAAAGUGAUAUCAUUUAUUAAUGAGCAGGGGUUAUUCAAGUACACAAUUUGAUGAUAAAAACAUUUUAAACAUUUUAAUGUGAGUCUUCUUGCUGAAUAGUGUUAAGUGUUAGAUAUGUCUGUAUUUCUACCAUUCCAUCUGAUAGUUCUACCAAUAUGGCAGUAAAUAUGUCUACCUUCCUGUCGAUAUGUGUGUCUACCACAACAUUAUGUUUCCCCAGCUGGAAGCCAAUUGUUGAUUACAUUGAUGCUCAGUUUGAUGCCUACCUACAUGAGGAGCUGAAGAUAAAACGAAUGCUGCACACUUACCAUGAUACCAGAGUCCAUGCCUGCCUUUACUUCAUUGCCCCUACCGGACACUCGUAAGUGCAAAGGAAAAUUGUAUAAUGUCUGCAGUGUGACGCUAGAAAGGAAUAAACAAAGGAAAAUGUGUAUUAUGUGCCACUAGAAAGGAAUUACAAAAAUAAUAGAUAGUUGAGUUAUGUACUGUAUUAUGUUUAAUGUGGAAAUAAUAACUUUGAUUGAUUCUAAAUAUGCAAUUAAUGAAGGAUAGGGUAGCUUUAUUUUGUGUGGACAGAGGAGUAAUGUAUCUGUACAUAGGCGCUGAUACCAGACUAGAUUUAUCUUUCAUAAAUAUUACUAGUUUUAUUGAUCAAAAUGGGAAACUGCAGUUAUUUUUUAAAGUACAAAAAAAGAUCAAAGAGAAGUGUUUUAUAUUUGUUAUAAAAAUGGAAAAUGUCAUUCACUAUGUUAAGCCACUAAAGCUUAAUUUGGUAGUUAUCUAUAAAUAACAAUUUGAAGUUUACUGUCAUUCAUGUACUAUAGUGUAAUACAUUAUAUAUGUUUUUUUGGGGUGCUUAUGUUGUGCUGUAAGAUGGUUUUCUAAAGGUUAGCCAUAUCAUGAUAUUUUUUGUAAAUAUUAGAAAUAUCUAUUUACUUUGCAGAUUGAAAGCCCUGGACCUUGUCACUAUGAAGAAACUUGAUACAAAGGUCAACAUCAUUCCUGUCAUUGCCAAGGCAGACACAAUCACCAAGACAGAGUUGACUAAAUUUAAAGCCAAGGUAAAUAAGGGGAUAUCGGAUUUUGUGUGGCGUAACUAGGUUAAGAGUUGUCCCUUUUAAAUAAUAGGAUGUUUGAUGUAUCAAAUUCCUUUUUUAACCUCAUAAGACAAGUAAACUAGUUUUUGUUAGGGACUGUGAAAUAUUGAAUAGAUUGUAUUUAACUCAUUCCCGACGUUUGCGACUAAAUGCGUCUUUUACGGGUUCCGCCGAAUGCGUCCAAAUGCGUCCCGGCGCAUAGCGACACACCUCUCUCAUAUCUAUUUAAAAAUAGCAAUGAAAUCUCGCAUCCCUCGAGACUUCCGGCGAUGGCGUGGUUCAGCGUGAUUUUAAUUUAAAAACCGGAAGUUUUUAUCUUGUUUCGCUUUAAAACUUCGUGAGCUUUAGUACGGCGCGUCUAUAUGUAGCAUGUGUUCGUCCGAGGUGCCGAAAAUCGAUUUUUUGGUCAUUGUUCAUUAUUUUUUCCCCGCUAAUGUUAUAUUUAUAUUAAACCUUAUUCAUUUUUUGUUGCAUUUGUUCUUAAUUCAUUAAAAUUAAAUAAUAUUUAGUAGCUUAAAUAAAUAUUUAAAAAAUGUAAACAAUUUCAAAACGGGGUUACUUCCCUUUCUCAGGCAAAUAAAUUAAAUACGGAAGUAGCAUUGCAGGGGGGAAUGAGUUAAAGUAGUCUAGAAUUUCUACAAGCUUAACAUGCUAUUCAGGUAAAUAUGUAUUAAAAAUUAACAAAAUAACUAUUUCAGCUGAUGUCUGAACUUGUGUCCAAUGGAGUGCACAUCUAUCAGUUCCCCACUGAUGAUGAGACGGUGGCAGAUACCAAUGGAGCAAUGAAUGUAAGAUAUUGAUUUGUUUUGAGGACAAGGGAUAGAGUGGAGAAGGCAUGAAAGACUUUUUGGGCAGUGUGUUGGGGAAGGUUCCCCAAAUGAAUGGGAGAGAUAGAAAAAAAGGGGGUUGGGAGAGAUAGAGAAAAGGGGGUUGGGAGCGAUAGAAAAAAAGGGGGUGGGGGAGUUGAAGUGAUGGUGAAUGAUAAGGUAUGAUAAAGAAAGAUGAAGUAGUAAGUAGGACAGAUAGUGGGUGAGAAUGGAAAUUAAGUUGUAACAGGUUAGUAAAUUUAGUCAAAGAGCAAUAAGGACCAAUGAUGUUUAUUGAGUUGAAGAGCCAUAAGUACUUACGAUAUGUAUGGAGUUGAAAAUCCAUAAAUACUUGUGAUAUGUAUUGAGUCGAAGAGCCAUAAGUGCCAAUGAUAUGUAAUGAGUCGAAGAGCCAUCAGUAACAAUGAUAUGUUGACAAUUUAAGCUUUCAACAGCACAUUUAAUAAAAUUAUUAAUAAACAACCAAAUAGAUUUGAGAGCCUUAUCCUGACUAAUACUAUUUCCUCCAGCAACAUCUUCCAUUUGCUGUGGUUGGUAGCAAUGAUGAAGUGAAGAUUGGCAACAAGCUGGUCAAGGCCAGGCAGUAUCCAUGGGGCACUGUCCAAGGUAAAUGCUAGUCAGUGACAUAAAGAAAUACAAAGGAAUAAUCCAGACGUAUAGUAUUAGACUAAUCAAUUUGUGCUAUAAGAUAUUCCUUGAGAGCAAAAUAUCCCUUAAUACCCAUGGACAUCAAUGUCUCAAUUAUCUUAUAUCAAGAAAGCAACUUGUGAAUAAACAAAAAACAAAAGCUUGAGAUGUAAUCAUUUUUAAUUAAAAAAUUUUUUUUUUAAACAGCUUUCCUGGAAUAUAAAUAUUUCAUUAAAAAAAGUCGUUUUAGCCUUUUGUAUAGCACACUGUGAAUACUAAACCUGGAGUGUCAUAUCUAAUUUUGUGUGUACCUUCAAUAAGCUAGUGCAGUCUUCUGAUAAGACAAACAAUCAUUUUUAUAUAUGAAGGAUGCGCAAUUUAAAUCUUAUUGUGUCUCACAUAUAACUCUUAAAUAGCUCAGUUAUGUUAGUUUUAGAUGUUUAAUAUACAUGUAAGGAAGAGGACAAACAAUUUUUUUUUUUUUUUAACCCUAAUAUAAAAGUUAUGUGAAGGACUUGUUUUCUAAAGUAGGUUUUUAAAAAAUAAACCUAGGCUUUCAUUGACUUUUUAAACUUCUCAACACAGUUGAGAAUGAAAAUCAUUGUGACUUUGUGAAGCUGAGGGAGAUGCUGAUAAGAACGAACAUGGAAGAUCUAAGGGAGGUCACCCACUCCAGGCAUUUUGAACUAUAUAGGCGACACAAACUGGAAGAAAUGGGCUUUUCUGAUUCUGAAUCUAAAAGGUAAAAGAGCUGGUCAAUAAAAUAACAUAUAGUUAAUCCAUUUAAUACGUUUCGCCGCAGUGUGCGUCACUGCGAUUUCGGCAGAGUACGUUUAGCCACUCUCUGUGUCACCACUGGUUUGUUUCAUUUUAUUAGUAUUCCAACUUUUCCAUUCAACUAUUUUUUUAUAUAGCUUAUCAAACUUUUAUUCAGAAGAGUUCCACAUCCUUUUUGUUGAAUUUCAAACUGAUUAACCCACAUUUUGUGUAUUUUGUGCUAGUUUUUUUCCCUUAAAAAUUUGUAAACAAAAAAUAGCUGAUUGAAAUGGCUGCAUCGAAUAACACUGCCAGUUCUAGUUGAUCAGGAUUUUGAUCUAUGACUGCCAAUGAGGCAAGUAAAUUGAUUUGCUUGGAUGAUUCAAGUUCAAAUGAGGAUAAAUCUGACGACAGUGAUAGUGAUUACGAAAAUUUAUUAUUUGAGGAAACUAGUGAUGAGGAAUAUAUUCCGACUACAAAGAGACAAAAAUUAUCCAUUGGAAAAGGGAAAGGAAAAAAACACCAACUUGGCCUAGUUCAAGUUCUACUAAUUCUGUGGCUUCAAUUUCAAAGCAUAAUUCAUCUUCUUCUAAAACAAGUCAAUCUACUUGUUCAAAUUAUUUCCCUACAGAGACAGAGUGGUCCGAAGUCCUAACAGGACAAACUGAAAACAAUUUCCGAUUUCAUCCCCUUAGAAAUCCUGGAGUUUGCCCUAAGCUUCAAAACACUGUAAACCCUACACCUAUUAACUUUUACAAUGAACUAUUUGAUGAUAAUGUUAAAGAUUACAUUGUUGAAUCUAUAAAUGCCUAUGCUAAAAUAAAAGUUCACAUGAACACACCUGCACUUAGACGCUCUGUCUUUAGUCGAUGGGUGGACAUAUCAAGGCAGGGGCUAGACAAAUUUAUUGCUGUUCUCAUCUACAUGGGGAUGUAUAAAAGGCCAGCUAUUUCUGAUUAUUGGUCUAUGUCUGCUGAAUCCUAUAUUCCAUGGAUACACCAUGUAUUCAACAGACAGAGAUUUCUGGACAUCUAUCACUCCAUGCUACACUGUGGCGAUGAAAAUUCCGAAGGGAAAGAUAAAAUUAAACCAUUUAUGAACUUACUCUUGAAUAAGUUUAGAAAUGCAUUCUACCCUUUUCAGGAACUUAGCAUAGAUGAAAUGGUAAUAGGCUUCAAGGGCAGAUGGCAAUUCAAACAAUAUAAUGCCGCUAAGCCUAGCAAAUAUCAUAUAAAGACAUUUGGCCUGGUGAUUCCUCAACAGGUUAUGUUGUUGAUAUUUUGACCCAUUUUGGGGCUAAUACCUCCUAUAUCCCAGAAAUAGAUAAAGAUGGAGGACAGGCUGUAGUUUUUCAUUCUUUACUGCAGCAUGUGGGUACUGGACACAAAAUUUUUGCUGACAGAUAUUAUACGAAAAGAAAACUUGUUGACUACCUUCUUGCCAAAAAACAAUACUACACAGGAACACUGAAUAUCAACCACAUUGGAUUUCCACUAGACCAGGGGUCUCCAAACUUUUCAGCCCGAGGGCAGCAUUAAUUAUCAAACAGCAGUUCAGGGGCCUGCUACACAGUCGAGGUCCAAAUAAAUAAGAAUCAAAACAUGGAUGUUGUUUUGAAUUAUUUAUUUAAUAAAAUUUUAUUCAGUUAUUAUUUAAUAACACAUUGAUGCACCACACAUGAACGCGCCUCUAUUUCAAUUCAGUAAAAACAUAGCGUGCACGAAAGCGGUGGCUUAUCUUGGCAGGAUACACGUUAAAUUCCGUAUCUUUUUCCGUAGACAAAAAAGGUCGCCGCGGGCCGUGGUUUGGAGACCCCUGCACUAGACAUAAAAUCUUUAUCUUUACAACAAAAAAAGAUGAAGUGGUAUAUAAACCAAAACAAGAGCAUGCUCUCUGUUGCUUUCAGGGAUAAAAAGGCAAAGAAAAAUGUCAUAAUGGUGUCCACAGAUGCUAGGGUACAAGUUACCGAGAAACAAAAAAAAUUGAUAAACCGGAAAUGAUAGACAUUUAUAAUCACAAAAUGAAUGGCUGUGAUAAGCUAGACCAAAAAGUAACAUAUUUAACAUAUGACUGUGUUUAUGAGCGAAAAACAUUGAAAUGGUGGAAAAAUAUUUUUUUCUGGCUGUUGGAAAUCACCCAGGUGAACUCAUACAUUUUGUUUUUACUCUGCCAAUCAGCAGAUGUAAACAGAGUCAAAAUGAGUCUAAAACAGUAUAAACUUUUGUUGAUGCGUCAGCUUACUGAGGAAGUAGCAUUAAAUCAAGAAGUAAAAGCACCAGGAAAUGGUCCAGAGACCGGAUGCCUCGAAAAGUCUAAUGAUGCACAGCACAUUGUGGAUUAUGAUGAACGGGAUCGAUCUUGCGCAUAUUGCUCAACUGCAACAAAGCGAGUACACACACAUAUCUAUUGCACUGGUUGUGAAGCCAAACCCCAUCUCCAUCCGAAAGGAUGCUUCAAGGCCUUUCAUUUAAAAUAAUAGCUUCAUUUGUGUAUAUAUUUAGUAAAUAUGUGAAAUAUGUGUAAAUAUUUGAGUAUAACUAUUUUUAUUGUUGAAUUUUUGAAAACAAAAUUUUAACACGUGUCUUGGGAAAGAAAUUCAUAACUUUACAAUUUCUGGAGCUACUGCAAUGAAACUUUCCAGUUGUUUUGGAUAUAUCAUAAGACUCAUUUAAAAAAAAUAUGAACUUGAUUGGAUUAUUGUUACCUGAUUUCUGAGCUGGUGAGUAAAGCACACAAAAAUAAUUUUUGGCAUAGACCUGCAAUAAUACCCCCAAAAAUUUUCUUUGGGUAAUUUUUUAACUCUUUUUUAUAUUAGAAACAUAUUCCUUUCUCAAUUACCUACAUUUGGAUAUGCAGCAUGAUAUCAUUUUGAUAAAUAGCAAAACUAAGCUUUUCAGUUUAAAAUCAUUAGGUCAAAUAGAAUUUUAGUACCAAAAGUUUACUGCGUUCCCUUAAAAAAUUGUGACGUAUUGAAUGGGUUAAUAAUUUUACCCGUAACAUUGAAAAAAUUAUAUGUACCGAUAUUCACUUUGGUUCAUGUUCAUGAUAAACAUUGCAUCUGAAAAUAUAAACCUUAAAAAUACUAUUAACAAUGGUGAUUUUUUAAUGACAUUUCUGUGGGAAAGGGUUAAUUUUAUUCAAAAAGUUUUUCAUGACUUCGAAGUCAUCAAAAUUAAAAAUUCAAAUAAUUUUUUAUUGAACUUGAGUUUUUUUUUGUGUUUUUUUUUCUUCCAGUCUUUCAGAGACCUAUGAGCAGAAACGUCAGGAACACAUCACAAUGCUUCAGAAGAAGGAAGAUGAAAUGAGACAAAUGUUUGUCAUCAGAGUCAAGGAAAAGGAAGCUGAGCUGAAAGAAGCUGAGAAAGAGGUGCAACAUUUAACAUAACAAAUCUUAAACUCUGUUCAGUGACAUAGAUGAUCAAAUUAUUUCUUAGUUAAAUAUUGGUCCAUAACUAAGUGUAUUUAACAGUUUAGCGUACACAAAUUCAUGAGAGUCGUUGCAGGUAUUAAUGAUAUGUUUUACUUCAUUCCAGCUUCACAAUCGAUUUGAUGCUCUCAAAAAACAACACACUGAAGAGAAACGCAAACUUGAAGAAAGUAAGAAGAGACUUGACGAUGAGAUGAACCUGUUCUCCCAACAAAAGGCUCAGGUGCAGGCUCAUACCUCCACUAUGGGGAAAAAGAAGAAAUAGUGGCCUUGGUGUUGAUAAAAAUGCAAUAAUCACUAGUUUAAAAAUUAAAGGCUCCCAUAAAAUUUGGAUAUCAUUUUCAUUUCACAUGUUAUUUCAUGCAUAUUUAUUAUAUCUCACCUUGAACGAUAUUGUCAAAUUUAAAUUACAAUGUAACAUUUUGAAUUCCUGUAUAAGCUUAAAGGGACCAUUUUUUUCAAAUUUUUUAUAUGGAAAUCAUUUUAGCAUAAUUAACAUGAGAGAAUUUUGACUAAUGUGAGCUUUAUACUCUAUAACCUCUUUGCAAAUUUAAAUAAUGAAUAUUCAGCAUGUUAGAAUGAAGAAAAUUAAUAACACAAAGGUAUAAAUGGAAUUAUGAAAUUUUGUUUUUUAAAAUUCUUUUAUGUAAUUAAAACGGUGCUCAUGUUCAGAAACUGAACCAAUUCAUUUCAUAAUAUAAAGCUGUUUAAAUGUGUCUCAUGUCCAGAGCAAAGACAUGCAUGCCUGGCCUUCAACAAGGAAUUGAUCAAUAUAUUCUUGCCUUUGCUUCUUUUUAAACUUACUCAUGAGUUGUUACUAUGAGGUUAUAUGAUUACUUUUAAUUGCGGAAUAUAGAGGAAAUAUUUUGUUAAAUUUUUUUUUAAAUAUACCAAAAAACCUGAGAUGCAUAAAAAAUAAUUACCUCAGCCAUAAGAAAAGUUUUGGUCCCUACCUUUUUGUUAAAAAAUAGUUUAUUUUAAUUUGACAUUCUGCUCAUCAUGAAAUCAUCAAAUGAAUGUCUGGUAUUUGAGCGAGCCCAUUAAACUCUUGGUAUGAAUUCAUCUCACUGAAUGAGCACAAUCAUUAAGCUCCCUACUACUAUCUGGAAAUAUUAUGUUUCAAUUCAGAUUAUAUUGCCUCGUCAUGCCAUGUCCAAUGUCUAUUCACAUUGUCCAUUAUUUCCUUUUUGUAUGUUGAAAUUUCAUCAAUGGUAGCCCGAGUUAUGGUUACACACAGCUUGAAGUUGUUGAUCAAAAUUUUUCGGCUUUAGUGAAAUACAGAAAAAUACCUAUUUGAUUUUUUUUCAGCAGUGCACAUGAUUUAGAAUAAAGUCUUAAGCUUAGCCCUACAGUAAUCUAACUUAUUUUUAAUUUUGUUCAGAUGUGCUAAUGCCAAGUGACAAGCGAAUCUAAUCCAUUUUUGUGUGCAAUAUGUCAGGCAUUUUAAACGGCAACAAAAUUACCCGACGCAAUAAUCAAUGAUAAUUGUUGGCUUUUUCUCUUUCAGGAAAGUAUUAUUUUAUGUCUGUAUCUAUCCCUUUAAUCACGUGUGUAUUUUGUUUAGUCUUUGAUACUUGACAUUUUAUCACUUGGUAUUCAACAGAGGAUAUCGAAAUCUUGGUAUAUGUAAAAGAAAAAAUGUGUAAUCGAUAUCACUGAAUAAAUACUAUAUGUGUGUCAUUGUUGCCCAGCUUGUGUUCACAAUUAAAUAAUGUAUCGAUAGGAUGUUUAGAGAAAGUCUGACUCAAUUGCUGAGUGAUUAUAAAAUUAUACUUUCUUAACAUGAAAAUAAUUCAUAGUUAGCCCUUCAAAAUAAUUUUUUUAAUGAAUUAUAUUCUUCCUUGUGGCAUUUCUUCAACUAAAAUAUGCUGUUCAAAUAAGUCCGUUAAAAAUGUAUAAUGUGCUCUGAAAAUAGUAUUUAAAUACUUUAUGUUAGGUAACAGUGCUAAAAUUAUUGAAUAUAGGAGGAGUAUUAUAAGUACUCUGGUAAUUUAAUCUUGUACUAAGUAACUGAUAAAAAUCUGAUCAAAGAUAACUUAACAAUGAAACCAAAGCCAUUUCUGUUUAUUUGGUUUAAAUCUUUAUAAAGUAAGUUUUGUUUUGCAUGAUAUGUGCGAAUAAAAUUGACAUGUUAUCUGUAUUGCUAUAACCUUACUGCCACAUUCGCUGUUCAUCUAUGUUUGCAUGCCAUCCAUAUUUUAUAGUCACUGUUUUUUUGUUUUUUAUUUUUUUCACUUUUAGCAUGAAACAUCCAAUAAAAUGCCAAAAUUUGAUUUUGAUUUUUUAAAAAUUGUGUUUUUUAAAUGCAGUUUUCCUUUUAUUGGAAAACUGAUUUUUCACUAGCUCUUUAGUUUUGACAUUUGGAAUCUGCAAAACCAAAAUUUACUUUCAAUAUUAUUUGACAUGAUGAGAUCUUAAAUCUAAAAUUCAGAAUCAGUCGGUUGUUCUUGAUGUAAUCUGCAUGCUAAUAAUAAUAAAAUCAUGUUAGAAAGUUGUCUGUUCUUCAGUUUAUUUUGAUUUGAAGCAUUUUUCAACUUUUUACUUAGUUAUAUUUUUACUUUAAUUAUUAGUUUUUACUUUUUAAAAAAAAACUGCAUUGGCAGUGAUAUGAUACACAUAUUUCAAUAGCUGUAGAAAGUUA